This is a messenger RNA of Gongylonema pulchrum, 450 nucleotides long. The record is from the annotation of a GenBank genome assembly. NCBI's taxonomy places the organism in Eukaryota, Metazoa, Nematoda, Chromadorea, Rhabditida, Gongylonematidae.
CGAGUCGAUACUGCAUCUGGUGAGUACAGUACCGCACAAUCCAAAUCCAAUCCACAGCUGAAGAUAGAACCAGAAAACACGGAAACGCGAAACACCGAUGGCAGCACUGGAAUUACAGCAGGCGCCAGCACAAAUGGCACCGCAAUAGACAGUGAUAACACUGAUAUGUCCGCAUCGCUCACACUGCGCAUCAAUAAUAAUGGUAGUAAUUCGAUUAUUGGUUAUAAAUAUGAAAGUGGCAAGAAAAUGGAAAGGAUUGUCGAGGAAGAAGAGAAACAGAAGUCAACUGAAUGGGACCAGAAACGUGGCGACCAAGAAUUUUACAACGGCUAUAGUACCAUGAAUGCACGUGAUCCGAUGGUACGAGUGCAAUCAGCGACGCCAACACGCAACAACUCAACGUUUACAAGCAGCUCAUACGCAAACGGUACCGACAGCUUGCAAAGGUAA